Puntigrus tetrazona (Sumatra barb) is the source of this 4063-nucleotide messenger RNA. It is a transcript of the gene aco1, whose product is annotated as aconitase 1, soluble. NCBI's taxonomy places the organism in Eukaryota, Metazoa, Chordata, Actinopteri, Cypriniformes, Cyprinidae. The record is from RefSeq and is a predicted model, not a curated record. Gene Ontology annotation, molecular function: aconitate hydratase activity; 3 iron, 4 sulfur cluster binding; iron-responsive element binding. Gene Ontology annotation, cellular component: mitochondrion; cytosol. Gene Ontology annotation, biological process: citrate metabolic process; tricarboxylic acid cycle.
UCUGAAAAAGCGCCUGUAACGUGCAGCAGGUGCGCGUGCCGGUCGUUUAGAGGGAUUACGGUAAAAACCCCUCCACGCUGUUCUCGGUUCAUCGCGGAGCCCAAACAUCGAGUGACAGCGGCGCUCGGAUCCGCUCCAACACCGAGAGCUAAAGGUUGACGUGUGCGCGGUGGGGAAGUGUGUUUUUAGUUAUGACGAACCCUUACGCACACACCAUCGAGCCUCUGGACCCCCAGAAGCCCGACCACAAGUUCUUUAACCUUAAAAAGCUCAAAGACCCCAGAUAUGACCAGCUCCCCUUCUCCAUCCGUGUGCUGCUGGAGUCCGCCGUGAGGAACUGUGACGAGUUCCUGGUGAAGACGGAGGACGUGGAGAAGAUCCUCAACUGGAAGGUGACGCAGAGCCAGACCGUGGAGGUGCCUUUCAGACCGGCCCGAGUCAUCCUGCAAGACUUCACGGGCGUUCCUGCAGUGGUCGACUUUGCAGCCAUGCGCGACGCAGUGAAAAAACUACAGGGCGACCCGGAGAAGAUUAACCCGGUGUGUCCGGCAGACCUCGUCAUAGAUCACUCCAUUCAGGUCGACUUCAACAGGAAGUCUGACAGCCUUCAGAAGAACCAAGACCUUGAAUUUGAAAGGAACCGAGAACGAUUUGAGUUCUUGAAGUGGGGUUCUAAAGCGCUCCGGAACAUGCGGAUCAUUCCUCCAGGCUCGGGAAUAGUCCAUCAGGUCAACCUGGAGUACCUGGCCAGGGUCGUGUUUGAGCGGGAAGGGUACUACUACCCCGACAGUCUGGUGGGGACGGACUCCCACACCACCAUGAUCGACGGGCUGGGAGUGCUGGGCUGGGGUGUUGGUGGCAUCGAGGCGGAGGCGGUCAUGUUGGGUCAACCCAUCAGUAUGGUGCUGCCAGAGGUCAUCGGCUACAAACUACAGGGAACACCCAACAAAUACAUCACCUCCACUGACAUCGUGCUCACUGUCACCAAGCAUUUGCGGCAGGUUGGGGUGGUGGGAAAAUUCGUGGAGUUUUUCGGCCCCGGUGUUGCUCAGCUGUCCAUCGCUGACCGCGCCACCAUCGCCAACAUGUGCCCUGAGUAUGGAGCCACCGCUGCCUUCUUCCCUGUAGACCAGAUCAGCAUUCAUUAUCUGAAGCAGACGGGGAGGGACACUGAGAAGCUGAGUUACAUUGAGAAGUAUCUGAAAGCGGUGGGCAUGUUCAGAGACUACAGUAACACCGCUCAAGAUCCACAGUUCACUCAGGUUGUUGAGUUGGAUCUCAGCACGGUCGUGCCCUGCUGCAGCGGUCCCAAGCGGCCACAGGACAAGGUGGCUGUGUCGGAGAUGAAGCAGGACUUCGAAACAUGUUUAGGGUCCAAGCAAGGCUUCAAAGGAUUCCAGGUGGCUCCUGAGCGUCAUGAUGUUCGAGUGCCCUUUCAGUUUAACGGAGCCGAGUACUCGCUGUCUCACGGAUCCGUGGUCAUCGCCGCCAUCACCAGCUGUACCAACACCAGCAACCCCUCAGUCAUGCUGGGAGCAGGUCUUUUGGCGCAGAAGGCUGUAAAGGCUGGUCUCAGUGUGAAGGCUGUAAAGGCUCUUUCUCAGGCAGUGAAGCCGCACUACCUUAAAGAGCGGCCAGUCUUUCUCCAGGCAGGUUUCGAGGUGGUCGGUUACGGCUGCAUGACCUGUAUUGGAAACAGUGGGCCUCUCCCAGAGCCGGUCGUAGAGGCGGUUACUCAGGGUGAUCUGGUUGCUGCCGGCGUCCUGUCUGGAAACAGAAACUUCGAGGGUCGCGUCCAUCCCAACACACGAGCCAAUUACCUGGCCUCUCCUCCUCUGGUCAUCGCCUACGCUAUAGCAGGCACCGUGAGAAUAGACUUUGAAAAAGAGCCUUUGGCUGUGAACUCCCAGGGAAAAGAGGUGUUCCUGAGGGACGUCUGGCCCACGCGGGAAGAAAUCCAGGCGGUGGAGAGACAGUUCGUCAUCCCUGCCAUGUUUAAGGAGGUCUAUGAGAAAGUUGAGAAAGUGAACGAACGCUGGAACUCUCUGAAAGCUCCUUCUGACAAGCUCUAUACCUGGGAUCCCAACUCUACUUACAUAAAGCCUCCUCCUUUCUUUGAUGGACUGACCCAGGAGCUCCAAACACCGAAGUCCAUAACAGACGCGUAUGUGCUGCUCAAUCUGGGAGACUCCGUGACGACGGACCACAUCUCUCCGGCUGGAAACAUCGCUCGUAACAGUCCUGCCGCGCGAUACCUGACCGGCCGCGGACUCACCCCGAGAGAGUUUAACUCGUAUGGUUCUCCGGGGAACGACGCAGUCAUGGCUCGAGGAACGUUCGCCAACAUCCGCCUCCUGAACAAGUUUAUAAACAAGCAAGCGCCGUGCACCAUCUACCUUCCUUCUGGAGAGACGAUGGACGUGUUUGAUGCUGCAGAGAAAUACCAGCAGGCUGGCCAUCCUCUCUUGAUUCUGGCUGGCAAAGAGUACGGAUCAGGAAGCUCUCGAGAUUGGGCGGCUAAAGGGCCCUUCCUGCUGGGCAUCAGAGCCGUGCUGGCCGAGAGCUACGAGCGCAUCCAUCGCAGCAAUCUGGUCGGGAUGGGCGUCAUCCCUCUGGAGUACCUGCCGGGUGACAGCGCUGAAAGCCUGGGGCUCACCGGCCGCGAGCGCUUCACGGUCGUCAUUCCUCCUCAGCUCACACCCAGAAUGACCGUGGACGUCCAGCUGGACACCGGCAAGAGCUUUCAGGCUAAGAUGAGGUUCGACACGGACGUGGAGCUCACCUACUUCCGUCACGGCGGGAUCCUCAACUACAUGAUCCGCAAGAUGUCGGAAAACUGAAGACGUUUUCUCGUUGCGUCCCGUCGCUGCUUUCGUCUCUCUUUUAAGAAGCGAGCGAUCCGGCGUUGAAGCGUUGAGCGUGCUGCGACGUUCAGAGGACGCUCCGGGAUCGAAGGGGAAGUCUGUAACACAUUCAACCGGCUCCGCUCUAAUCCUACCUCAGCGUCUUCAUCACGGUUAAUCUUCAUAAUUACUGUACUUACACUAAACAAGCUCUUUGCUGCGUUUUUGUUCGUCGUAACGGCGUAAACAUUAUGCACAGCUUUUGUUUUAUUUUUCAAAAGAUGAUUCCGUUUACUGAUUGUUUUUUGAGUUUGUGCGUUAACUUCAGACCCGAAACACUGGAGAAAAUGCAGUUUAAAGCAAACGGCGCACCAGAUGAAUCCCUUUAACGGCCGUCGGUCAUGAUGCACGCUUGAAAGUGCCUGUGUUUUCUCUCGAAGCCAGCCCGUGCGCAUCUCGUUCCAGUUUUUACUUCUCGCGCGUCUGCGUUUCUGUGCAAAGCGACUGAAGAAAAUCCGAUUUCAUUCCCCGCUUGCGAAAGGGUGCUUGGGAAUCAGGUGUGUGUUUGCCGAUUUAAGACACUUUAGACUUUAUCUGUCCGUCUUUUGAGGAAAAAUCGCAUUAGCCGUUAUAGAGAUAUUUGAAAGUCCUAAUUAUGAAACCCACUUGAAGGGGUAUAGUUCAUCAUUCCAGUGCAAAUGACAUUAAUUAUAUCCUCUGUAAAAGCGUUUCAAGGCUCUUUAGUGAUUUUGUAAAGCAGCCUUCUUCUUGUGCUCUAGCAGACUUGACUCACCUUCAUUUUUAAGAAAAUCAUUCUUUGUAGUUUUUGUGGAAUCGAAAAUAAAUGCUCAUUUCGUCUGUGUUUUGGUUUGGUUUUUAAUGUGCAACAUAAAACGUCUUUAUGUCGUGGUAAUAGCAAAUGUUCAUGCAAUGAUAUUUACAUGAAUGCAAUAAAUUGUUAAUUCAGAUGUUAUUAUUUUCAUCCAGAUCAUACGACAACCAGACUUUUACUGUUAUAUAUGUGUGUGUGUAUAUAUCUGUUCACCUUGUGGCAAUAAUAUUUUCAGAUUACUUCUAAUUUGAUAGAAAAAUGUUAUCAAAUGCAUUUAAAAAUGUCACAAAAUGUAAUUUUGCUAAAAAUGUGCUCACCCUAAGGCAAUGUAAAAUGUAGACGAUAGAGAUGAAUUUUGAGAAUAAUAAAAAAUAAACAAUUAUUCAGA